This is a messenger RNA of Mercurialis annua (annual mercury), 1719 nucleotides long. Its product is annotated as cysteine-rich receptor-like protein kinase 43. NCBI's taxonomy places the organism in Eukaryota, Viridiplantae, Streptophyta, Magnoliopsida, Malpighiales, Euphorbiaceae. The transcript is spliced from 6 exons. The record is from RefSeq and is a predicted model, not a curated record. Gene Ontology annotation, biological process: protein phosphorylation. The coding region runs from base 243 to 1523 and encodes 426 amino acids. Gene Ontology annotation, molecular function: ATP binding; protein kinase activity.
AACUAAGAUCAUCAGGCGCGUUUUUUCGCCAGUCAGACAGGUCAAGGCGUUUAUUUUUCCUUGCAGAGUUUGGUUUACCUGUUCUCAUUUAUUUCUCAAAGUACAAAUACAAAUCAAAUACAAUAAUGUAAUGUCCAUCAAAAUAAAUAAAGUACUCAAAUCUUACUGCUCAUCCACAAUCUCAAAUCUUCUUACACAGCUUAUCUGAUUCUUUUUUUUUAAAAUUUCUUUUUUACUCUCCCAUGGGAGUAGUUUUAACAACUCUUAAAAAGAUCAUGACAAAGUCGAAGAAUUUCUUUCAGAAUUUGAUGAAACCCUUUUUUAGUUCAAGCAAAGAGGGCCAAAUUGAAGAGGAUUUGGAUAGAAUUGCUGCACAAGAACAGAAAUUGUUUGCAUUUGAUACUUUAGUAUCUGCUACUAAGGAUUUUCAUCCAACUCAUAAGCUUGGUGAAGGUGGGUUUGGACCUGUUUAUAAGGGGAAAUUAGCUGAUGGGAGAGACAUUGCUGUGAAGAAAUUGUCACACAGUUCAAAUCAAGGAAAGAAAGAGUUUAUGAAUGAGGCUAAGCUCUUAGCGCGUGUCCAGCACCGGAAUGUUGUAAAUUUGUUAGGAUAUUGCGCUCAUGGAGCGGAGAAGCUAUUAGUUUACGAAUAUGUUACUCAUGAGAGCCUUGACAAGUUUCUCUUCAAAACCAAUAAAAGAGAGCAACUGGAUUGGAAGCGGCGAUACGAUAUUAUAACCGGCAUUGCACGGGGGCUGCUUUACCUUCACGAGGACUCACACAAUUGCAUCAUCCACCGUGAUAUAAAGGCCAGCAAUAUUUUACUCGACGAUAAGUGGAUUCCUAAGAUUGCUGAUUUUGGUAUGGCUCGCCUCUUCCCUGAAGAUCAAACACAUGUCAACACUCGUGUUGCUGGUACAAACGGGUAUAUGGCUCCGGAGUAUGUCAUGCACGGCCAUUUAUCAGUGAAGGCGGACGUUUUCAGCUUCGGGGUCUUGGUGUUGGAGCUAAUAACUGGUCAGAGGAAUUCACAGUUCAAUCAAUCACUAGAAGCUCAAAAUCUUCUCGAUUGGGCAUAUAAGCUCCACAAAAAAGAUAGGAGUAUGGAAUUAAUAGAUCCAUCAUUAGUAUCGUCGGCAGUCCCGGACCAAGUAAAGAUGUGUGUUCACAUAGGCCUUCUAUGCACACAAGGCGACCCACAGUUACGUCCGAUUAUGCGACGAGUAGUCAUUUUGUUGUCAAAGAGACCUGGCAAUCUAGAAGAACCAACUAGACCCGGUAUACCCGGUUCCCGAUAUAGAAGAUCACGUAGGCCGCCAGGAAUGUCCUCAUCCGCCAAAACAUCCGGUGAUUCAGAUUCGCGCACAUAUUAUUUGAGCACUACUACUAAUACUGCUUCAGCAUCUGGUACAUCUGGCACAUCUGCCACAUCUGCUACAGCAUCGACUACUGCUACAGCAUCGACAUUAACUUGCAGUGACCCGAGAUUAGAUCCUCACGGCAAGCGUCCAAUGGAAAGUUAAAAACCGAGCUUCAUUGCGAUUUUAUGGAUAUUCUUUGUGAAGUAUAGGUGUAAAUAAAGAUUAGUAUUUUAGCAUGUAAAUUUUGAGAAAAAUUAGUCACUAAACCACGGGAUAGCGCUAGAUAAUGCAGAGAGUGGAAAAUUGCUUCUCUAGGGUAUUUUGCAUAUUGGAUUUGCAGUCUGAAAUUUUUCCUUAA